AAGGUUAAAGGGUAACAAGAAAUUGAACUUUACCCGCGUGAUCUUUUUCCCGCUGACCUGAUGACCUGAGGAUAAAUCCACUUGUUUGGGUUCGGAAUGGAAAUGAACCAUUUUGAUAGAGAAAAGAAAAGAAAAAAGAGAGAAAGCGGAGAGUCUGCGCAUGCGCAUGCGCAAAUGCGAUUCUCCAGCUGCGGUUAAUUCAAUUUCGACGCUUUCCCGGUUACUAGGAUUCGGUUUCUCAGUUGACUAAAAGCCCGCUCACUGUUAACAACUCAUUUCUAGAUUUGUUUAUGUGCUACCUGUUGAUAUUAUUUAUUCAAUUAUGGAUAUUCCUAAAACACCAGCACUUAAUUCCCGUCUUGUGCUUAAUUGUUCAUCUAAUUUUACCUCUGUUCGGGUUGAGAAAUCUUCUCCUGAAAGUGAAAAUUGUCAAGUUCCAAGGUUCCUGUUACAAUCUAUUCCUGAAUUGACCAAGCAUUUUACCCUUCGAGAGAAAAUUGGAGAAGGAACUUUCUCCAAAGUCUAUCGGGCCAAAUUAAUCAAAGAUCCAACUAAAGAAUAUGCUUUGAAAUGUAUUGUCCCGACAAUGAAAUGGGAUAGAGUAGCUGAUGAGCUUAGAUAUUUACGAGACCUUGGUGGGGAUUCUAACGUUAUCGGUGUUAAAACUUGCCUAUUUGGCAAUGGGUUCAGUGUUAUUGUGAUGCCCUAUUUUCGACAUGAUAGAUUUGUUGAUAUACUCAAAGAUAUGACUUCCUGUGAGAUUCGUGAUUACAUGAAAAAUCUAUUCAUCGCCCUGGAGAAAGUGCAUAAACAUGGUAUCAUCCAUCGUGACAUUAAACCAAGCAACUUUUUGUUCAAUAGAAAAUUAAAAUUAUAUGGACUGGUAGAUUUUGGACUUGCUGAGGAUGAAAAGUAUCUGAGAAAACAAGCAAUCAGUGCUCAAGUAUCACAAUUCCAUCAAAUUGCUCCCAAAAAUAACAAUACAAGAGCCGUUUUUAAAGAUUUGACCAGGACAAAUACCAAUCUUGCUCUUUUAGGUAAAGAUAUGAAUAAAAAUCCUUUAAUGGUUAAGAAAAGGACUUACGAAGCAAUGACCACAAGCCCAGCUGAUGCUAACAUCAUAACAAAAAAGAUCAAAGUCGAUAGAAUGAAUGGUAAUCACGGAAAUUUAAGUGCAGUAAAAGACUCUAAUCAAUUAAAUCAUCACCACCAAAAUAAUACAUUAAUCAUUCCUGAAACACCACCAAAAAAUAUCAUUGAACCAAAUAGGAUUGAAAUGAAGACACCAAAGUUAAUGUUAAAACCUUCAUCCAUCUCUAAUCCAUGUGCUUGUUACAGUAAAGAUCAAAUUUGUAAUAAUUGUUCAAACAGAGCUGAUCUGGCCGCUCCUAGAGCGGGUACUAGAGGAUUCCGAGCACCCGAGGUUUUAUUGAAACAUCUUCAGCAAACAACAGCCAUCGAUGUUUGGUCGGCCGGUGUAAUAAUGGCCUGUCUUUUGUCCCGUCGUUAUCCUUUUUUCAGCACAUUUUCCGAUGAUAUGACUGCUCUCGCUCAAAUGAUCACCAUUCUAGGAAGUAAAAGAGUUUGCAAGGCGGCACGUGAAUUAAAUCGAACCAUUACUCUAAGUCCAAAGAAAAUUCCACCUCUCGAUUUGAAAAUUUUAUGCUGUCAACUUCAAGGCAAUAAUAGAUUAGAAAUCGACGAUUCAGCAUUUGAUCUGUUAAAUCGUCUUCUCGAACCUAAUCCGAAAAGACGAUUAACAGCAUCUGAGGCUCUCAAACACCCAUUCAUUGUUCAACGAAGUUAAUAUCUAUGUGAUUAUUUCUUUCUCUUUCAUCACCCCCUCUCUCUCUCUCUUUCUCUCUCGCUCUUUCACUUGCUUCUUUUUUUCUGCUGAUUAGAAUAUAUCUUUUCAAUAUUUCUCAUCAUUUUGUGUAGUCAUCAUAUCAUUAUUUCCAAAUAUGUGUCAAUAUUUAUCAUCUUAUUCUCCUCCUUGACAAAUAAUUAAAUGGAAUAUGAUUUACUUUGAACGAAAAACAAAAGUUAACUCUAAUCCACAGAUCCAAAAAAAGAGGCUCCAUUAAUCCCCAAAUAAGAGAUGAUCUCAAUCCAAUCAACUGGUAACGGAUUUGAUUCCAAACACAUCUUUACCUAAAUUAAUAACUUUCAUCUAAAACAAACAAUUCCUCUUCCAUCCAUUGACCGAUAACAGUUAUUAAUAAUAUAAUCAUCCAAAACAACAA
Molecule: messenger RNA, 2243 nt
Organism: Panonychus citri (citrus red mite)
Lineage: Eukaryota; Metazoa; Arthropoda; Arachnida; Trombidiformes; Tetranychidae
Exons: 2
Coding region: 323-1807 (494 amino acids)
Biological process (GO): protein phosphorylation; mitotic DNA damage checkpoint signaling
Cellular component (GO): nucleus
Molecular function (GO): ATP binding; protein serine/threonine kinase activity
Source: RefSeq, a predicted model, not a curated record